UCACGAAUCUCAAAGCAUCGAGCCCACAAGAAAACCCUAGCCACCAAAGCUGGCACAUAUAAAUAUCUUUGCCUGCUGGCCCUCAUCCCUCCCCUCUAUUGCCGCCGCCGCCGCUCCGAGCUCGCGCCCCCUAGCCCAGCCGCCGCCGCCGCCGCCGCCUCGUCGGAGUUCUUCCCACCCCUUUCGCCAACAUGGGUAAGACACGUGGUAUGGGAGCUGGGCGCAAGCUCAAGACCCACCGCAGGAACCAGAGGUGGGCUGACAAGGCAUACAAGAAGAGCCACUUGGGUAACGAGUGGAAGAAACCCUUCGCCGGGUCAUCUCACGCCAAGGGCAUUGUUUUGGAGAAGAUUGGUAUUGAGGCCAAGCAGCCUAACUCUGCCAUCCGUAAGUGUGCUCGUGUGCAGCUUGUGAAGAAUGGAAAGAAGAUUGCCGCCUUCGUUCCCAAUGAUGGUUGCCUGAACUUCAUCGAGGAGAAUGACGAGGUGCUGAUCGCUGGAUUCGGUCGUAAGGGACAUGCUGUGGGAGAUAUUCCCGGUGUCCGGUUCAAGGUCGUCAAGGUGUCAGGUGUUUCUCUGCUUGCCCUCUUCAAAGAGAAGAAGGAGAAGCCCAGGUCUUAGAUUGCCGUUGCAUGGAGUAGACAGUAUGUCGGGCCUUUAGAUGUUGAAGGAGGAUGGUACCUUUGUGUUUACAGCACUUUUAAGUUGAUAACUUAUGAUCGUGUUGGUGAAAACUAUGCCUUGUCACAUUUUGCUCCUGUUAUGGGAAAGUGCUACUGUUAUGAGUUUUGUUCCCCAGUUUGAGAUGAAUUUCCCUUGUCCUGAAA
This is a messenger RNA of Aegilops tauschii subsp. strangulata, 826 nucleotides long. Its product is annotated as small ribosomal subunit protein uS12. Gene Ontology annotation, cellular component: small ribosomal subunit; ribosome. NCBI's taxonomy places the organism in Eukaryota, Viridiplantae, Streptophyta, Magnoliopsida, Poales, Poaceae. Gene Ontology annotation, biological process: translation. The record is from RefSeq and is a predicted model, not a curated record. Gene Ontology annotation, molecular function: structural constituent of ribosome.